AUGCAGUUCAGCACCCUCACCUUCUUCACCCUGGCCGCCGUUGCCACUGCUGCCCCCGCCGAGAUCGAGGUCCGCACCCAGUCUGGCUCUUGCACCAACACCCAGCAACAGGUGUGCUGCACCGCCGGCAUCCUGGCCUGUGUCGUCCAGGUCAUCAACUCGGCCUGCACUGGACAGGCUUACUGCUGCUCUAACAACUCCCCAGUCAACAGCUUGAUCAACCUCGACCUCAGCUGCACCCAACUCAUCCUCUAA
This is a messenger RNA of Hypoxylon fragiforme, 255 nucleotides long. RefSeq lists its product as uncharacterized. Lineage: Eukaryota; Fungi; Ascomycota; Sordariomycetes; Xylariales; Hypoxylaceae. The transcript has 2 exons. The coding region runs from base 1 to 255 and encodes 84 amino acids. The record is from RefSeq and is a predicted model, not a curated record.